Messenger RNA from Sphaerodactylus townsendi, 1818 nucleotides. RefSeq names its product small nuclear RNA activating complex polypeptide 2 (gene SNAPC2). The transcript has 5 exons. The record is from RefSeq and is a predicted model, not a curated record. Lineage: Eukaryota; Metazoa; Chordata; Lepidosauria; Squamata; Sphaerodactylidae. Bases 177 to 1148 code for a protein of 323 amino acids. Gene Ontology annotation, cellular component: nuclear body. Gene Ontology annotation, molecular function: RNA polymerase II general transcription initiation factor activity. Gene Ontology annotation, biological process: snRNA transcription.
UUACGUCAUUAGUAUGCGACGCCAGAUGGCUUCGGUUUAAGGUGCGGCUGUGGUGCGGAGAAGUACCGGAGAUCUAUCACUGUGGGAACGAGGCGUGGGGAUGGGGGGAGCAGAUAAGGGAGUUGAUUAAACACCGAACUAGAGGAGGCCAGCGGGUCUCUCCUGCUUUCACCGGCAUGAAGCCGCCGGCAAGGCGUCGUUCGACACCUUCGCGCUACGCUCAGGGCCCUGUCGCCCACGUCUGGACAGAUCGAGAAAAGCGACGCCUUCUCAAGGCCUUGAGAGCUCACGGCGAAGGGCCGCUGCGCCCGGAGCUACUGAAGAAGUAUCUGCCCGCGAGGGAUGAGGCUGAGAUCUUGGCCUUCGUGGAACUGCUUAAAAAAAAGGUGGCAAAGGAAGCAGUCAAGGCACAGUAUCAGUCCAUCAAGAGCCAAUGGCAGGAUGGCCCAACUCCAGCACCUAUUGAGGUAUGGACACGGCUGGCUGAGAAGCUGACAGGCAGUAUUGAGGACAGUAUGGCAACUGCAUUUUCCCAAGUUCUAACUGUUGCAUCUGCUGAGCCUCUUAGCUUGCUUCAUUCUGUGCCCCCAAAGCCUGUUGAUGCAAAGAUCCAACAGUGUUCACCCACAGCUGUACAAGGGAGAACAGAAGACUCUCAGACCGUGAUCCCCCCAGAACAGGCUCCUGCAGAAGAGCAAGACUUCCAUGUGGACUUUGAAAAGAUCUACAAGUACCUGGCCAUGCUCUCACAUGGGUCCAAAGCACCAGAACUCUCACCUGGUGAGGCGGCUGUGGUCCUGGACCUGUUGCUGUCUCUUCCAGAACAGCUUGUUUUCCUUGAUAUCAUGAAACUGAAGAGCCACAUGUACAAAUGCUAUGUGGAGUUAAAUAGCCCCUAUGCUGGUGAGGGAAGCAGAAUGCAAAUGGAUUCAAGCCAGCUGAACAGCAGUAGCAGAGAAUUACAUAACACGUCUCUCCCUAUGUUCCAGAUCACUAAUUGCCAUUCACAACAUGAAGAUGCUAGUUCCACAACCUCAUCUGAUGCCAAUGCUCUUGGGGCUUCUGUGAUGGACUGGAAGUCUCUGGGUAUCUGCCCUGUGAAUUCAUUCUUACUUCCUUUAGAUAUUUUGGCACAAAAGAAACCUUGAACUGAGGAAAUAAGAUUGUGUACUGAAUUGUCUCUUUUGCGUGAUAGUAACUCUAAAAGGGAAACACAGUUGUCUUACAAUGGAUUUCCUAGCAGCAUUGAUAUUUUGUUCUGUGGACAAUAUCUGCUUAUUGUGAGUGUUCUCCAGUAGAUUACGUGUACUGCUUUAUCUUGUUUAAUAGCAAUAUUUGUCUUAGAUCAUUUCAGCAGUUCAUUUUGCUAAAUGGGUGACUUUGUCCCAGAGAAUUCAUACUUACAUUUCCACUGUCUCUUGUAUCUGGGAUUAGAAGUAGCUCCAACAAGUAUAGCUGCCUUAAAUGAAAGAUAUUGGUUACAAAGUCUGUGUUGCAUGAUCUUGUCGCUCAAGGCAGUAAGCAGACACACAUAUAGAAGACAGAGUGUAAGCUAUAAUACAGAACUAGAAUGAAAUACCUUGAAACUAAUCCAGAAAGCUUCUACUGUAGUACCCUGUUUUGUUGAAAGCAUUACAUGUCAGUCUAACUGGAAUAUAUGAAUUCUGAAAAUUAAGGCACAUUUAAAAGCAAUUUGGAAGACUAGGUAGCUUGUACUUGUAAAUUAGUUUUUUAUUCUUCAGUGAAAAAUUGCUUUCACAUAUACAAUGCAUAUGUAUACAGGCUUAAACACAAAUAAAACGGACUAAUCAAUCAUGA